AAAAUUUCUGAGCGGCUGUCUAUAUAGAAGUGUUGAAUUAUUUGUUUAAUAGUUAUGAAUUAAGCAUACUUAUAUGGAAGUAAAGUUUGAAAAAUAAGUAAAAAUGGAUGUACAACCACCAAGAGAUGCAAAUUUACGCAAUAUAAUUGACAAACUGGCUGAAUUUGUUGCACGCAAUGGGCCGGAAUUCGAAGCUAUAACCAAACAAAAGCAACAAGGCAAUCCCAAAUUUGACUUUCUAUAUGGUGGCGAAUUUGCUACCUAUUAUCAGUAUCGGGUGGCCGCCGAGCAAGCCAUGCUUAAGCAGCAGGGCAUCGUUAUUGGGACGCAAAUGCCAACCGGUGCAGCCGCCCUUUAUCAUCAGCAACAGCAGUCGCCCAUGCAGCAGCAACCGCCAUCCCACUAUACCCAAGCUACGCAACAGCCGCAGCAGCAGCAACAAUCACCAAAUGUACAUGAGAACACGCAAUAUAACAUGCAAACGCCGCAACAACAACAGGCACCGCAGCACUUAUGGCCCACCAAUUCAGGGCCCCCAUUAAGCACACAGGCGUCGAAUGGCACGGCACUAGCCAUGAAUUUGAGUGCACAAGUGGAAGCUAUAAGCAUGCAACAAACUACUCUGCGUGAACAAAUUAAACAAUCGGAGGCAAAUCUGUCGGCACAGCAUACGGCGCUGAUGACGCAAAAGACGAAACAAAUCGAAGAGGCGAUGGCGACGGCACAAUCGGCCCAAAUGGAACAGUUGGCCACUGAACAGAGCAUCGUACUACGAGACUUCGACGCCGUGCUUCAGCCAAUCAUCGAGUCCUGUACCAAGGAUAGCAUCUCAGCAGGCAAGAACUGGAUUUUACAGCAUUCAACCGACAACGCAAAAAUCAAUGUCGUUUUACAAUAUCUUUUAAAAAAGGCUUUGGUCAAUGGUUCAACGUUUCAGCAAAAAUUGCAUCUUAUAUAUUUAGUUAAUGAUAUACUCCAUCAUUGCAUGCGAAAAAACAUCACCGAUUUGAAAAACAGUCUCGAGAAUGUCGUUAUUCCGAUGUUCUGCAGCGCAGAUCUGAUUGCGACCAACGAUCAACGCCAGAAGCUCACAAAACUGCUUUCGCUGUGGGAGUCCAAAGCCAAAUUCUUUGAUGCGUGCGUCAUUUCAAAAUUACAGGCGCCAGACUCUUCCAUGCAGGAGUACAAGACCAAUCUGCAGAAUACACAUCACGAAAUUGUGACCAAGUAUACGCAGACAACAAAGGCAACUCUCGACAACUACCAAAAACAACAUCAAAUCUUCAUGCAACAUGCCAAACAACAAAUUGCUCAGCUCGAACAGCAGAAGCAACAACUCGAAAAGCAAAUGUUGGUGGCACAAUCGGCACAACAACAGCAGCAACCGCCGCCGACAACACCUCAAAAGUCCAUACCUGCGCUCAUGUCCCAACGCAUUAUCAUGCCAGGAGCCGAGAACGAACACGUAAACGCGCCAACACCCCAGCACGAUCAUGGACAAGCUGCCAACAAUGUGUACGCGGCCAAUGCCUAUCAGCAGCAGCAGCCGCAACAACAGCAGCAGCAACAGCAACCCAAUCACUACAUGGACCCUAGAGGGCCAAACUUUUUCAUUCCGGAUAUGUCAAAGCCACCACCUGGCUUCCAAACGCCAAUGCAUCCGGGCAUGCAGCAGCCGCAACAACAAUUGCCUCCACAGUAUGGGCAAAUGCCACUUAAUAAUAUGCCGCCUGGUCAAGUAUCAGGCGAACCCACAGUUGAUUUGGCCAUUUUGAACGCGGCUAUACAGCGCGUACAUCAAUUACAACAGCAGCAACAGCAACAUAUUGUAGAUGAUGGCCAUCCAGCUCAGCAACAACAGCCACAACAACUGGUCGAUCUGCAGCAGAAACAACCACCUCUCUCCGAUGGUGACAAUAGUUUAGAGUCUCCGGCACCAGUGAUUCCUGAAGAGCCACAAAUACCCACGGCUCCAUACUACGAUUUGCCUGCAGGUCUAAUGGUGCCGCUCAUUCGGCUAGAAGACUACAAUUAUAAAUCGUUGGAUCCGACGGAAAUUCGACUGCCAGCUCCGACGCCCCAGAACGAACGCCUAACCAAUGCAUUGAAUGCAUUCUAUGCCGCGCCAUCCCACGAUCAUCCGCGCGAUAACGAGGGCUGGGAAAAACUUGGUCUCUAUGAGUACUACAAAGUUAAAAAUGCAGCGCGGAAGCAGAAGGAAGAGGAUGUCAAGAAUGGCACCAGAGAGAAGUCCCGCUCACCGAGUCCAAUUGUGUUGGAGAAGCCUAAACCCAAGAAGCCUAAUAAACGCUGUUAUCGUUCCAAGAGCCGCAGUCGUUCGCGUUCACACACGCCCCCUAGGCGCUCACGUACCAGAUCCCGAUCCCCAGAAGGCACGCCUCCUUCGCAACGGAGUCGCGGAGGCGGAAACAGUAAUAGCAGUAGUAAGAGCAGAAAUCGCUCGCCACGCCAUGAACGUGAUCAAUCCAAUAAUAGUCGCGAUAAUCGAGCUGAACGCAAUAGUAGUAGCAACAUUAGCCUCAACAAUAGCGGCAGUAACAACAACAAUGGCAAUGGCAACAAUAAUAGUUCAAGACGCGUGGAACGAGAUCGUUCACCAACUCCACCCAGUUUCUUUGGUAGUAGUUUUGCCAAACCCAAUGAAUUCAUCGAGGAAUCCAACAAGGGCCAUCAAAUGCUUAUGAAAAUGGGCUGGGGUGGCACUGGCACCGGUUUGGGCUCCAAAAAUCAAGGUAUUGAUGCACCCAUAUCGGGUGGAGAGGUGCGCGACCGUCGGGAUAUGUAUAAGGGUGUGGGAAACAAUUUGAAUGAUCCGUUCGAGAGCUUCCGGAAGAAUAAGGGUGCUGCCUUCGUGCAUCGUAUGCGCGCGAGAGAUGAUAAAAGUUAAGAGCCUUAUUCCCUCCCACACAGGAGGUGCUACCGCAUUUUUCAAUUUUUUUUUGCUAGCAAGAAGAAAUUAAAUUUUAUAAAAACAAACUGAAAAA
Messenger RNA from Scaptodrosophila lebanonensis, 3005 nucleotides. RefSeq names its product calcium homeostasis endoplasmic reticulum protein (gene scaf6). Gene Ontology annotation, cellular component: perinuclear region of cytoplasm. Lineage: Eukaryota; Metazoa; Arthropoda; Insecta; Diptera; Drosophilidae. The coding region runs from base 104 to 2908 and encodes 934 amino acids. The transcript is spliced from 13 exons. The record is from RefSeq and is a predicted model, not a curated record. Gene Ontology annotation, biological process: intracellular calcium ion homeostasis; RNA processing. Gene Ontology annotation, molecular function: RNA binding.